Clonostachys byssicola is the source of this 1326-nucleotide messenger RNA. The record is from the annotation of a GenBank genome assembly. Lineage: Eukaryota; Fungi; Ascomycota; Sordariomycetes; Hypocreales; Bionectriaceae.
AUGGCGGCAAAGACUGCCCUCCGUAUCAUCAUCGUUGGUGCUGGCCCUGUCGGCCUUGCUCUGGCAACAGGACUUGCAAAAGACGGCCAUUCCGUCACUGUGCUAGAGCGACAGUCCUCAUUACAAGUUACUGGCGGCCCUAUCUAUGUCCAACCACCUGCCAUUCGAGUGUUGGAGAGCUUCGGGUUGGGAGAUGCCGUCCAGUCUAUAGGAGUAGCCGGUCCGUCCAUCAUCUGGUCCUAUAAGGACACCAGCGAGCCACUUCUUGUGAGCCCCCAUCGCCCCAACCACACACCCCUCAGUACCGAUCGACAAACGGUACAAAAGGUCGGUUAUGAGGGCGCUGUAGCUGCAGGCGCAACAGUAUUGUUCGGAAAAACAGUGACGAGCCUCGAGAACAAGACCACUCCUAUUGUCCGAACGGAGGAUGGAGGGGAGUACAGUGCUGAUUUGAUUGUCGGCGCUGAUGGCAUCAAGUCCAAGAUUCGAAGACUGCUAUUUCCAGACCAGAACAUGGACGCAAUAGCGACAAACGAGGUCAUUUUCCACUCAGAUGUUGACCUGAAUGAGCUGCGUGCCGAUACUCGUCUGACUGGGAUGUUUGAGCACCCUGGAAGCUGUCACUUUACCUUUGGGCCAGGCCGGGUUAAUGUCUUGUUGAUAGAACCCGUGGCCGAGGGGAAAACUGCAGCUUACAAUGUCGUGUCGAACUACGGUGCGCCUCCAACUGAUAGAAACGCAAGCUGGUACAAUCCGGCAGAGCCAUCGGAACUACGCGAACUCUUCAACGACUUCUCGGCCCGAGAUCGCGCGUAUUUAGAGCAUGUGAAAAGCUGCAACGUCUGGCGCAUCGGAACAGCACCGCAGACACCUUCGUGGCAGAGCUCAAACGGGAGAGUGUUGCUCAUCGGCGACGCGGCCCAUGCCAUGGUGCCGCAUGCCGCUCAAGGCGUCAGCCAAGGUAUCGAAAGCACAGGUGUUUUAACACACCUUCUUCGACUAGCUCGCCCGGACCACCCAGAUGAUGUGCCUGCUUUGACUCGGGGAUUUGAGAAGCUGAGGCGCACAAGAGUCGAGAAGAUUGCCAAUCUAAGCCAGAACAACCUACAAGUCCGCGUCCUACCAGACGGUCCUGCUCAGGAGGGACGAGAUGCUGCCCUCAGAGCGAUGGGACAAAUGCCCGCAAUCGAGUGGGACAAGAUCGAAUCGGAUAUGAACGCAGACAGUAAUUCGCCUCAAUUUACAAAGUGGCUAACAGCUUACGACAUUCCUCUUGAAGUUGAGCAAUUCGUGAAGUCAGAUCUUGUGGAUAUCUCGAGUUCCUGA